Molecule: messenger RNA, 279 nt
Organism: Rhinocladiella mackenziei CBS 650.93
Lineage: Eukaryota; Fungi; Ascomycota; Eurotiomycetes; Chaetothyriales; Herpotrichiellaceae
Exons: 2
Coding region: 1-279 (92 amino acids)
Source: RefSeq, a predicted model, not a curated record
AUGGCCAAAUCACCUGUCCCCGUCCUGCCUUCGUUCAGCAACCCCAUUUCCCCAGCACUCUACGAGCUUGCUAACGCAACGAUUAGCGAAAUCACGAACUAUAGCCGUCCGACUCCUCAGCAUGGCAAUGACAGGCUACUAUCGAACGAUGGUGCGGCCUCGCACAUCGCGUCCCCUAAGCAUGCUCAAAUACGAUCCGGUCGUCAAGAGGCAGGUGCUGUUUGUGGAGCAGAAACGGGGCAAGAAAUAGUCACUUUAUACAUUCAAAGAGAGAAUUAG